AGUUCCCCCCCCCCACGAUUUUCCCCGGUUACUAGAACUAGGACGUAGAAAUAGUUGUUUCUGCUUUGGUUGGGAACUGGAUGUCUUCUCGGAAAUUGGCACACAAAAAUCAAGUUGUCAUAGCUCGCGCGCUUGUUGAUGGGUGUUGGCAAAGCAUUAGCACUUGGCAGCAACACCCACACUGGUAACCCACUUUGCUAGGGCUAGUUAUGAAACUGUACGGUUAUUUGUUAAAGCGUGAGAUUUACCAAAUCAUUUACGUCCAGGAUGUGUAAGUUUUCUCAGUAUGAAGAUUUUCUGGCAGCCGUUACGAAGGCGUUCGAUCCGAAGGUGCUAUUUCUUACCGUCAUACCGGUCGUAGCUGGUCUCAGCACGACGCUCUAUUCGAAAUUGCUGCUCAGUGUAUUGCUGACGGAGUACGCCAACACGAUCGUCAAGUGGAUACUCGCUGAAGAUCGUCCCUUCUGGUGGCUGAACGAGACGAAGGAGUUUUCCUCCCUGAACCGUCCAAAGAUUUAUCAGAAUGAGCUUACUUGCGAACCAAGCCCGGGUAAUCCGUCCGGUCAUUUGAUGACCUCCACGACCUACCUAUUUGUGAUAUUCUCAGUUCUAGAGGAAUAUUUAGCGAAGUACGGAAGGUUCGCCAGAGUGUCACUGCGCUUCGUCUACUACAGCACGCUGUUUUUCAUAUCGAUUUCCCGCAUGUACUUCGGAUGCCAUUUCCUUCAUCAGUGCAUCUUCGGUAUCUUGCUGGGAAUCCUUAUGAGCAAGGUGUGUCUGUCCCAUCGGCUUGAAAAAUACAUUGCGAAGCAGUCGGGCAAGCGAAGAGUGGGAUUUGUAGUGCUGAUAUGCCUGGCGAUGCUUUCCCUAUACUGGGCUCAAAAGCUGUUGGGGAUCGAUCCGCAGUGGGCGGUGAAGAUGGCUUUCAAGUGGUGUGAGGAUCCGUUCUACUUGAAGCCAACCACAACACUAGUGUUUAGCGCAAUUCGCCUUACUGGGUCACUACUGGCACUGGCGGUGGUAGGACCUAUUCAAAAAGCUAAACCGCUCAACGUAAAACUAAGUAUUCCUAUGGUAAUGGCAAUGAUGGCGUUCGAAUGGAUAGCAUUGGACUUUACGCCGCGCAACUUCGGUGUGGUUGUGUACUUUUUAUACAGCUUCCUGCUUUACUUCCUAUUCACGUAUGCCUAUCUGCGCUGGGUACCGGCACUAGCGGCCGGCCAAGAUAUCCGUGCGUCGCGCAGCGAGAGAACCAAAUCUAAAUCGAACUAACAGCACCAGCAUAAACAGCCGCUAAUAAGUAAGCUAUUAAGCGUCGUUUUCCUAAACAGCAUCGAAAGGCCUGAAACACUGCUAGGGAAAACGCUUUUCCCGGCGGCAUGCACUUUGCAUUUUUUGUCAUUCCAUCACAUAUCAAUUAACAACCGUAGCAAAGUAGAGGAUAAAAAGCGCUCAAACAGAUUACCGACAAAGGUAGCAGCCACCAGCAAUCGAAAACUACUACACAAAAACUACUAGUGAAUCUACAAUUGCCUCGCACAACUACAUUCACCUACAACAUAAAACGCCUGCUCGUGUUGAUCUCUAAAUUCUAAAACAACUGUUUAUUAUGGUAUUUUUUCCAUAAAAUAUUCAAAAAUGCUGCUUGUUAAAAA
This is a messenger RNA of Anopheles gambiae (African malaria mosquito), 1655 nucleotides long. RefSeq names its product glucose-6-phosphatase 3 (gene G6P). Bases 268 to 1272 code for a protein of 334 amino acids. The record is from RefSeq and is a predicted model, not a curated record. Gene Ontology annotation, cellular component: membrane. The transcript has 6 exons. Gene Ontology annotation, molecular function: glucose-6-phosphatase activity. Lineage: Eukaryota; Metazoa; Arthropoda; Insecta; Diptera; Culicidae. Gene Ontology annotation, biological process: gluconeogenesis; glucose 6-phosphate metabolic process.